GUCCCUGAUACAAACAUACUAUUUUCGUUUACAUUUAGUAUACAUUUAGAUACAUAACAAACCUGUAGUUGAAAUAUAAUUGUUUUUAAUAUUUUUAUUGAAAGGACGCGUAUAUUUCAUUAAUUACAUUAUGAAGCUGGAUUGUUUGAUGAUUGUGACUAUGGUUUACAUUACGCCGUUCACAUCAGUGGUACAUACACGUGCAGUUAUAGAAGUUGGUUUGAUGGGAGUACAAAUAUAUACGCAAAGAUAGAACGUGUGAUUUUUUUUUUGGGUUUAAUAAAUGUGAUCCUUAUUUUAAAGUUUGUCUCAGCGCUUCAUCUGUAAGUUGUAAAUCAAACCAGAAAGUGACGUCAUCUACCAACAACGCUAAUUAUUUGUCUGACAUCAUACAUCGUAGAGAUAUAAAACCUAAUCCUGUUAUAUUUCCAUUCGUCACUAUACCGAGUAGUUUUCAAGUGCGAGUAGAGAUCUGGAAUGAUAAUCCAAUUAGUGAUGACCAUGUUGAUACAGCAAACUGGACACACCGAGGAUAUGAUCAUGAACGUAAAAAUCUUUCACUCACUGGACAGAAAUCUUGGGCAAGUGUUAAAAUAUAUGUAAUCAUUCGAUGUGACAAGAGUUUUUACGGUGAGAAAUGUGAGACACGUUGUGUACCUAUCAACAAUGGACAUUGUAGUAGCAAUGGGACUAUCGUUUGUAACCCUGGUUUCACGGGUCCAAGGUGUACAGUGAAACAAAAUUCGUCUCGAUCGCCAACAAUCAGAUCAACAACAGCAAGUAAGCCGAAUAUAAGUUCAACAUCGACAGUUAAUUCAACUCAAAUGGAAACAAAAACUACAUUGCUAUCGACACAAUCACCCGCAAUGAAAUCAACAAAAUCAUCAUCUAGAAAGUCAACGCGCGUUUCGACAAAAUAUUCCAGAAAUUUAAAAACAAAAUCUACCAUAUCAUCGACGAUAAAAACAAACUCAACCGUUAAACCAGUCAUUACAUCUACUGAAAUAUCCAGUAAAUCUUCAACAGUGUUAAAAUAUUCGACACGAAAGUCAACAAUAUCAUCCACUAUCAAAUCAACAACACUAACGAAACCAUCAAAAACGCCAUCGUCGGCAAUUUUACCAGAAACGUCAACAAAUCAGUCAAAAAUAAAAUCAACAACACAUUCGACUAAGCAAUCUACUACUGUUUCAACUAGCAGGAUAUCUACAUUGUCGACAAAACAGUCAAGAUAUCCGUCAACGCAUAAAUCAACUAAAACAUCAGCAACAACAUUAUUAAAACAGUCUACAACGCUUUUACCAAAGAUUUCAACCAAACAAUUUAUAGGUAAUUCAACAAUUUCGUCAACAAAACAGAUAACAUCAACAAAACAGUCAAAAAUAAAAUCAACAACACAUUCGACAAAACAAUCUGCGACUGUUUCAACUAGCACGAUAUCUACAUUGUCGACAAAACAGUCAAGAUAUCCAUCAACGCACACAUCAACUAAAACAUCAACAACAGCAUCGACAAAACAAUCAACAAGGCAAUCAUUCAAAACAUCGUUAAAACAAUCUACAACGCUUUUACCAAAGAUUUCAACCAAGCAAUCUAUAAGUAAUUCAACAAUAUCGUCAACAAAACAGAUAACAACACAACCGACUAGUAAACUUUCUACUUUAAUAACUACAAUAUCAAAGGCAACGGCAAUUAGGUCAACAGAGUCGACAACCAAAUUGGCAACAUCAGCAACAAAAUUGCCAUCAAUCUCACCAAGUUCUGCGUCAACAACUUCAUCAGCAUCAGAAUCAACAAAACAUGAUACACGGAAAACAUCAAAAGCUAUGACUUCAUCGAUCGGAAAAACAACAUCACAAACAGCUUCUGCAUCAAUGUCAAAACAAAAGUCAUCGUCUUUGCAACCAACAAAACCACAAACAGCAACUGUAUCCCGGCAAGCAUCAAAACAAACAAUGAUGACAAAAUCAACACGCUCAUCCAACAACUCAUCACCAAAACUCAUCACCUUAUCGACAGUAAACCCAUCCACUUCAUCGUCAAAGGAUCUAAGUUCACUUCCAUCAACCAAGUUGAACCAUAAAUCAACAGCUAAAUUAAAACCAACAAAAAUGACGGCUAAAGUAACAUCUGCAUCCAUAUCAUCAUCUAAAAUUACAGUUUCAACUAGACAUUUUUCAUCACAAAUCGUCCCGAAACUCAGCACCAAUUAUAUACCAUCGUCAAAGAAAUCCGUUACGGAAGCAAAGACAAAUGCACACUCGAAGCCUACAUUCAAAAUAAUUUCAACAACACCAGUAGAACAGAACGGACAAGUUGGUAGAGUUGUUAUCCCUCCAGACGACGGAAAGAGCAACACAAUACCGGUAGCACUUGGAAUAACCGGCGGCGUCAUUUUUAUUGCAGGAGUUUUGGCAAUAUUUAUUGUUAUGAAAAAAAGACGGCAGCCGUUUACUCUUGUAUUUGAUGACGAUUUACUGACAGAUGAUAGUCAAAUAGCAGUUAGCGGAAGUCUACAUCUACAGCUAGAUCAAAUACCGUCUGUAAAUUACACAAACAAAACAAAAGACAGGCAGCUUGGAAUAGACAAUCCACUAUACGGCACUACCAAUUCAGAAUCACAUUCAUAAUCUUAUUUCUACCUGGUGUUGAAACUUUAUUUAGGGCGAUAAAGUUCUUAGAUGGAUAAUGAAUAUAAAGACAAGUAACAUAAAUGUUGAUACAUUUCAAAAUCCUCCUACAAAGCAAUCUUGGCGGGAAAAAGUAAUUAUAACUUGUACAAAUUAGUGUGCGUUGUGAUAACUUUCAAUCACUACACUAUGUUUUUUUUUCACCAGUUUCAACUGAAAGAACUUACCGUUGUUUGCAGUAGUCAGUAUGGUCGCCAUAUUUCCAUAUUCAACUAGACAUCCUGGUAUUUUAACCGUCCAGCUGUUAUUAAGGGUCAGAUAUAUUUAUGUUAAUGCUACUUCAAUGUUUCAAUGAGCAAAUAUCUGUGACAUGUUGUGUGACAUUUGGUUUAAAUGCAGAAAAUAUAAUCAAUAGUUUAAUGUAAGGAAGCUUUAAUUUAGAACACGGUUCUAUUACUCGUGUUCCGGGCAGUACUACUCCGGGCACUGACUGGAAUACAUCCUUGCGUUUCAUUCAAAUUCUGAAAGAGAUAUAUCCACCUAAAAGCAAUGAAAAAAAAGUCGCAUCUAGUCUUACUUACAGAGGUAAUUAUAUAUGCAGUUUUUCUUGAAAGUAACAGUAUUAAACCCAAGCAUGAUCUGUCGAUUUAUUCACUGUUGCCCCGAAAACUAAAGCAUGUAUCAAACAUUUAAAAACUAUACAUGUACAUAUACUUGUUAUGUAAAUAGUGGUCAUUGAGUAAUAAAGCUCUUAUCCAUGUCAAAACGGCUUAUAUUAAAUAUACAGAUAGCAUUAUUGAAUAAAAAAAUAGAGACGUUUUAUUUAUUUAUUUUGUGUGUAGUAUUGCUUUUUACUUUUUCGUUACGUUCUAUAAUACUUAUGAUUAUGUUGUACAUGCUCAUAUUUUUCUUUUGGUUUUAAUCAAUACAUUAGCUUUUUCUGAUACUCCUGAGACAAUAAUGUGUCUUUUAGAGAAUGUCACUAUGUCAAUUAGUAAAUUAAUUGCUUUUUGAAUCAUUCUUGUGAAAUAAAAAGAGCAUGGAAAGGAACAAGACAAGACUAGGGUAACACCAGGAGUUAACAAGACCUGAAACUUACAAAAAUAAAACCGUGCUUUCCGCGACUAUGACGAUACUAUUCAGAUUUUGCUCUUGACCAGAGGCAGGGCAUUUUUCAUUCUUGCAGCAGAGAUGAAAUUUUAUGUCUAUUAAUAUAAGUAUCAACAUUUGUUUGUAAAGGUGAAAAGUAUAUUGUAUUUAUGUACGUUAUUGCAAUAAUGAAGUUCAAAAUAAUAAGACAUA
Ruditapes philippinarum (Manila clam) is the source of this 3932-nucleotide messenger RNA. Its product is annotated as mucin-2-like. The transcript is spliced from 8 exons. The record is from RefSeq and is a predicted model, not a curated record. Bases 825 to 2630 code for a protein of 601 amino acids. NCBI's taxonomy places the organism in Eukaryota, Metazoa, Mollusca, Bivalvia, Venerida, Veneridae.